This is a messenger RNA of Erigeron canadensis, 1909 nucleotides long. Its product is annotated as aspartic proteinase A1-like. NCBI's taxonomy places the organism in Eukaryota, Viridiplantae, Streptophyta, Magnoliopsida, Asterales, Asteraceae. The coding region runs from base 101 to 1606 and encodes 501 amino acids. The transcript has 13 exons. Gene Ontology annotation, molecular function: aspartic-type endopeptidase activity. The record is from RefSeq and is a predicted model, not a curated record. Gene Ontology annotation, biological process: lipid metabolic process; proteolysis.
CCCCUCUCCUUUGCCAUCUCCAAUUCAAUUUACUCUUAUUCAGAGGAGAUACUUUCACUACUCUUUCUCUCUACUAUCUGGUGGUAGGAAAUUGUUCAACAUGGGAAAUCGGUAUCUUUGGUUAGCUUUUUGUUUAUGUGCUUUACUAUCAUCUAUUGUCGGUGCUUCCUCUGAUGGUUUACUAAGAAUCAACAUGAAGAAACGUCCUCUGGAUAUUAAUAGCAUCAAAGCUGCUAAAAAUGGAGACAAAUACAAAAAAGAUCUUACAAACAAGCUACUAGGUUUGGGUGAUUCUGAUGCGGAUUUAGUCCCUCUAACCAACUACUUGGAUGCCCAAUACUAUGGAGAGAUCAGCAUUGGUACUCCACCUCAGACAUUCACUGUCAUAUUUGAUACCGGCAGUUCGAACCUCUGGAUUCCAUCCUCCAAGUGCUAUUUCUCUAUUGCUUGCUACUUCCAUAACCGGUUCAAGGGAGCAAAAUCGAGUACUUACACCAAAAUUGGGGAGAAGUUGCAGAUAAACUAUGGAUCUGGUUCGAUUUCUGGAUUCUCCAGUAAAGAUGUUGUUCAAGUUGGCGAUAUUUGUGUCGAUGAUCAAGAAUUUAUUGAAGUUACGAAAGAAGGAAGUUUGUCAUUUGUAAUUGGAAAAUUUGACGGAAUUUUGGGACUUGGGUUUAAGGAAAUUUCAGCUGGCGGCCUGCAGCCAGUCUGGUACAACAUGGUGGAACAAGGCCUUGUGAAAGAGCCGGUAUUCUCCUUUUGGCUUAACCGGGAUGCUGCUGCUGAUGAGGGAGGUGAGCUUGUUUUCGGCGGUGUUGAUCCAAAACACUUUGUAGGGAAGCACACAUAUGUUCCUGUGACUAAAAAGGGUUACUGGCAGUUUGAUAUGGGUGAUGUCCUUAUCGGAAACCAAUCUACGGGAUUCUGUGAGGGUGGCUGUGCUGCAAUUGUGGAUUCUGGAACAUCAUUGCUUGCUGGUCCAACCACUAUUGUGACGGAGCUCAACUAUGCAAUUGGGGCUGAAGGAGUAUUGAGCAGUGAAUGCAAAAUGUUUGUUAAUGAAUACGGAGAUAUGAUUUGGGAUCUCCUAGUAUCUGGGGUAACUCCUGGAAAAGCUUGUGCCCAGGCUGGUUUAUGCUUCUCCAGCGGAUCUCAGUCUGUGAGUUCAAAUAUUGAAACAGUGGUGGAGAAAGAGAAUGGGGGAGUUAAGGAUACAGUGUUUUGUGAAGUGUGUCAAAUGGCUGUUAUUUGGAUGCAAAAUCAGCUGCGACAAGCUGAGACCAAGGAAGCGGUGCUAUCUUAUGUGGACAAGCUUUGUGAGAGCAUACCAAGCCCUGCCGGGGAAUCAGUGAUAGAUUGCAAUAGUCUCCAUAAGAUGCCCAACGUUUCAUUCACCAUUGGGGAAAAACUUUACACCCUCACUCCAGAACAGUAUAUUAUGAAAACUGGAGAAGGGAUGGCUGCCGUCUGCAUUAGUGGUUUCAUGGCAUUGGAUGUGCCAGCUCCAGCUGGUCCUCUAUGGAUUCUUGGAGAUGUAUUCAUGGGUGUUUACCACACAGUGUUUGACUAUGGGAAUCUGCAGCUUGGGUUUGCUAAGUCGGCAUAAUUUAUCAGCUGAUUAGCAUGGAAACUGGAGACUCGUGUAAAUAAGUGGAUCAAUUAAUGGAAUUACCGUUUACUUGAAUAUUUCCGUUUCCACUACCCGUAUCAAGCAUGUUAGGAGGUUGUAUGUUAUUUGUAUCAUUUGUGAUUCUCCAUGGUCACAUAUGCGUAAGUUAUGUAAAAGUGCACUCGAGAAAAAACAAGUGAGUAGAAGUAUGAAGAAGGUAUGAUCAGUGUUGUUUUAGUACCAAAUUUCCCAUUCAAACUCUUAAUAUAUAUAUAACUAUGCUCUACUAAUGUUAUUGCA